This is a messenger RNA of Rhagoletis pomonella (apple maggot), 485 nucleotides long. RefSeq lists its product as uncharacterized. The record is from RefSeq and is a predicted model, not a curated record. Lineage: Eukaryota; Metazoa; Arthropoda; Insecta; Diptera; Tephritidae.
GCAUAUUUAAUGGCUGUAAAUAAAUCGAAAUUAGUGUGCUAUGAAUGAAAAAGUGAAGGAUGCCUCAGGGCAUCCUUAUCGGUUCCGGUGUAAAAAAGCAUAGUUCAAUAUUUCGGCUGAUAUUUCCUCAGUAGUGGAUUUCUUUUAUUUUUUCCUCCCAUUUUCUCUAUUUUUCCAAAGUGAUUGAUAGAUAUGGGAGAUGCUGUCUAUAAACGAUCGUCUCGGAUAAAGUUAUCCGAGUUGACGGAGGAGCAAUUGCAGGAAAUAAUGGAUUCGAUAGACACUGAUGCAGAAAACGAUUUCAGUUCCGACGAUGAUAUUGCAGACCCAGAAUAUAUGCCAGAAGGAAUAGAUCCAGAAGACGAACACAUUAUAUCACAAUGCAUUAAAGAUAUAGACGACAGUGAUAUCUUUAUUGAUGGCGCGUUAGAUAUGUCGUUGAAUACCAGUGCACUGGAAACUUCGUUGGCAGGCGGAGAAAAAAC